This is a messenger RNA of Megalobrama amblycephala (Wuchang bream), 924 nucleotides long. It is a transcript of the gene nr0b2b, whose product is annotated as nuclear receptor subfamily 0, group B, member 2b. The transcript has 2 exons. NCBI's taxonomy places the organism in Eukaryota, Metazoa, Chordata, Actinopteri, Cypriniformes, Xenocyprididae. Gene Ontology annotation, molecular function: transcription factor binding; transcription corepressor activity. The record is from RefSeq and is a predicted model, not a curated record. Gene Ontology annotation, biological process: circadian rhythm; negative regulation of transcription by RNA polymerase II. Gene Ontology annotation, cellular component: nucleus; cytoplasm. The coding region runs from base 61 to 807 and encodes 248 amino acids.
ACUGGAGCCAUUCAUACAACGACAACAGCUUCACAUUAGAUAGACAUUACAUCAGAGAAAAUGAAAAAAUACUUUAGCAAACAACAUCCUCAUGGAAUUCUCUUCAGCAUCCUAAGCCGUAAGUGUGACUUUGCACACUUCAGUUAUCCAAAGACACACAGCUGUCACUGUGAGCGAUUAGUGUGCUUAAAAAACCAACAUACCACCUGUCAUGCUGCCUUUGGUGUCUUGGUAAAAACGAUUCACUUCAUGAAGAGCUUACCUUCCUUCCAAAAUCUGCCGCUCAAUGACCGACUCAUCCUUCUUCAGAACCGCUGGGUGCCUAUUUUCCUCCUGGGACUUGCGCAGGAGCACAUCACUUUUGAGGUGUGGGACUUCCCUGCUGUCAGCAUCCUUAGAAACAUAUUGUUGAAUGGUCAGCAGAAAUCAGAUGUCUGUCCACCUACCCUGGCAGAAGUGUACAAACUUAAGAUGUUCCUGAACAAAGUAUGGAGUCUGGACCUGAGUCUAAAUGAGUAUGCAUAUCUCAAGUGUGCAAUACUGUUCAGUCAAGAUAUUCCUGGCCUGAAGAGUUUGGCAGUGAUAGCAGGACUGCAGGAGGAGGCCCAGAGAGCUCUGCACAUGCUUAUUCUCUCCCAUCAUCACCCCAGAGAUCACCAUACAUUCACGAACCUGCUGUUUAUGGCUAGCACUCUACAGAUGGAGGCCCGAAGCCUGGUGACAGAACUGUUUUUCAGACCCAUCACUGGCCAGACGGAUCUCCAGGAACUCCUAAAUGAGAUCAUUGUCACCAAUAGAAUAAUGUAGGAUUAUAAGUAUACAAUCGAGUACAACACUUGUGUGCCAUUUUUGAAAAGAUGUAUUAUUAACCUUUUAUAUUAUUAUUAUUAUUUUUUAUAUAAUAAAAGCACAAAGUCAUACAAA